UUUUUUGUCUCAAUCUUAAUUGCCAAUAGUUUUUCAUUUAAUUUGAAUCAUUUAAAGAUUACGAUUUUACUGAUUACCUAUCAAAAGAUGUGUGAUGUUUAUUAAUAGAUAAUUUUUAUCUAAAUUAAUGUUGUGUUACAAUCGUUAAACAAGGGACAUUGGUACUUAAAUUGACUCAAGUCUUGAUUAAUUUCCUCUGCUCUCUGGUCACAUCAACAUAAUCAUUUUUGACAAUUCUCAUGCUAAAUAAUGCAUGAGAUUAACUCGCCAUGUGAAUCUCAAGUUGUCAACAGAUUUAAACAUUAAGAUUAAUUUAAAUUUCUCUUUAUUUUCAGUAGAAUAAUCAACCAUCAUCAUCAUCAUCAUCCAGUACCUGGAAUAUUAAAUGUUUGCAACUUUAUUCAAAUUCAUUAUUCUCCUUCCCAAUGACUAGUUUUUUUUACGAUCGUUAAUCUAUUUCUGGAGCUUCCUUGGUGAUUAUCUGAUUAAAUCAGUUGAAAGAAGAUAAAUUGUAUCCAAUUAACUGAUUCUCGACGUCAACAAUACCAUCAACUCUUUGAGAAUCUCUUUCAUUUGUCAAUUUCAAUUCAGUUUGAUUCUCUUCACCGGAUAACAACAACAAUAACAACAACAAGAGCAACAAAAUGAGAAGAGUUUCAACAACAAUCAAUCAAAGUGUUUCUUUCAUUUAAUUGUUACCAGUUUUCUCUUUCUUUGUUAUAAGAAAAGAAAGACUAAAAGAAAGAGGAGGAUAAGGAACAACCAGUUAACCCAAAAUCAGGCCACAAGAAAAUCAACUGAAAGUUGUAAGUUGUUGAUUCCAGUUGAUCGAGGUUACCAGUUCCAGUUGAUCAACUGGUUUUCCUUGAGUAAGAAAAGUGAAAGUACAUCAAGUCAAUUUCUCAUUUAAAUUGUUCAACAAAGGAAAACCUUAAUCUCUAAGUAAAUCUUUAGAGUUUUCCCAUCUUUAAAUCAACCAAUUUCUCCUCUAAUUAACAAUAAUAAUCAAUCGAUUGUGGAUAAUUAUGGUUACCAGUUUUCUAUAUUUAUUCUGUUUGUACCUGACAUCAUUCAAUUUGAUUCAAUCUGCUUCCAUUCCUGGAAAUUAUUCCGAUUCCAAGCAUGGAAUUCAAAUGGGUAAAGUGAUUCAUGGUUGUGACGAUGCUAAGACUAAUUUAGAACUUGAUUGGGAUGGUUCACCCCUGGAUUAUGUUUGUUUCCAUCCCAAAAAUCCUUAUCCUGUUAAGAAGACGAAAAGUAUCCGUAAAUGUAUCGAUCUUCCUAAAGAUUAUUUCCCUCAACACUUUUGUAUGGACAAAAAGCUUACUUAUAAUGUGACCUUACCUACUUAUGGUGACCACAGGCCACUUUGGCCGGUUUUCGGUGAAUAUAAAUAUGUCCCACCACAAAGGUGGCUUCAUAAUAUUGAACAUGGAGCUGUUGUCAUGUUGUAUCAUCCAUGUGCUCAUCCAUCACAAGUCAAUCGAUUACGAGCUUACGUGCGACACUGUAUAAGGAAACACAUAAUUACACCUUAUAUACACCUUAGCCCUGAUAAUCCAAUUGCUCUGAUUACCUGGGGAUGUUCAUUGGAAAUGAGUUAUGUUAAAAAACAAGAAGUUAUCAACUUCAUAAAGGCAACGGCUCUUCAUGGGCCUGAAGGAGAUUAUCCAAAAGAAGGACAAUUUACCAAAAACUUGAUUAAAAUAGCCACAGUUCCAAAUGGAUCUAAUUACAAUGAUACCCAGUUAUGCUCUCUAUUGUGAUCGUUAAUUGCUCACCCAAAGUCAUCUAAUUAUUCAGUCAAUCUAUCCAAAGGAAAAAAUAACAUUUUAAUUACUAUUGAAAGUGAAAAUGUGGGAUUAACGUGCCAUAUAAUUAAACACAGAGUUUAUAUUCAAAUCAAAUCAAGGAGAUGAGAGUAAACAAUCAGAUUUUCACGCCAACAACAAUCUAAUAUUAUACUAAUCAUUUGGAUCUCAACAAUAUCCUGACUUUCGUGAGUUCUCACAAUUACAACUGUUAAUUACUUGGUUCGAAAGAUCAAUCUUAAUGGAUAUGAUUAAAAUCUUCCAAUAGAGUGAUUAAUCAACCAAGCAAAUCUCAAUCCAGACCAUUUGAUUAAUACAACUAAUUUGAUUUCGGUUUAAAAUGAUUGUAAUUACUUAAUUUUCAAACGAGAAAAUUUCAACUUCCUAUUGUUAUGGCAUAAGAAAAAUUUGUAAAUAAUUAAAUCACAAAAUGAUUUGUUCAUAUACUUUACAAUUAAGUCCUGUAAUGACCAAAAAAUUAAACUUUAAUUCAAAUACAA
Molecule: messenger RNA, 2311 nt
Organism: Panonychus citri (citrus red mite)
Lineage: Eukaryota; Metazoa; Arthropoda; Arachnida; Trombidiformes; Tetranychidae
Exons: 6
Coding region: 1026-1766 (246 amino acids)
Cellular component (GO): cytoplasm
Source: RefSeq, a predicted model, not a curated record